AUGCGACCUCUGCUGAAGGGAUCUGCUUUCAUUACGGGCGCUGCCAGUGGAAUUGGCCAGCAUACCGCCGCAGCAUUUGCCCGCCACGGCGUCACGCGGCUGGCCCUCGCCGACAUCCACAAAGAUAAUCUCGCAGCGACACGUGAGGCUUUCCAGAAGCAGUUCCCCAAGAUCGAUAUUCUCCCGAUUCACUUAGAUGUACGGAGCACCGCCCAAGUCCAGAGCGCAAUUGCUGAGACGGUGCGGGCGUUUGGGCGUCUUGACGUGGCAGUGAAUAAUGCUGGGAUUGGGGGCAGUGGCCGAUUAACUCACGAAAUAGAGGAAGAAGAAAUCAUGAGAAUUUUGGAUGUCAAUUUAAACGGCGUCUACCGGUGCCAAAAAGAAGAGUUGGCCGUCAUGAUCAAGCAAGAAGAUCUAGGUCCGAGGGAAGGCCGCGGGCGCAUCAUCAACGUUGCAUCCAUGUACGGCAUCGUGGCGCCCUACCACGGAAUGGCGCACACGGCGUAUACGACGGCAAAGCACGCCGUCGUCGGCCUGACCAGAGGUGACGCGAAUGCCUACGCAGGAUUCGGUAUCCGCAUCAACGCCAUUGCACCGGGAUUCGUGGAGACGCCGCUUGUGCAAGCAACCAUGGAACAAAGCGAAGAUAAACCCCUGGCUCGCGAGGUGCGUCGCUCAGCCUUGGGCCGGAUUGGGACGAUGGAAGAGAUUGGUGAUUCCAUUGUCUGGCUCGCGUCACCGAUGAACAGCUACAUGCAGGGCGCGGUCCAGAUAGUCGACGGAGGCCUCACUUCUGCUUGA
Molecule: messenger RNA, 801 nt
Organism: Clonostachys rhizophaga
Lineage: Eukaryota; Fungi; Ascomycota; Sordariomycetes; Hypocreales; Bionectriaceae
Source: the annotation of a GenBank genome assembly